UCCCUGCUCUCUUCGCCGGCGUACAGAGGAGCAUUCCAAAUUGCUACAUCGUCGGACGUAAAAAAAAAGAUAGAAAGAAUGAAAUAAAGAAGAAAAACAAGAAACAGAGCAGCAGUUUUCAUGAUUAAGCUUUUCGAAUGGAAAUUCUCGAGGAUUCAUUCUCAGCGGCUGCCGGCGACGACCACCACGACGACUCCGCAAACCAAAAUCAUGCCCGUAGAGGCUCAAAUUACUCCGUUCUCACCAAUUUGAACCUGAACGUCCCGAUUUCCAAUCCAGGACGCACUGAUUGUGGGACGAGAAGUGGAAGGCCUAGUUUCUGGAUGAGUCCUUUCUAACAAUGGCGGCAGUCUCAGUUAGGCAUCCGACUGCGAGCAAUAAUCGUUGGUCAUUACCUCACCUGGUUCUCAUUGCUAAGUUAUCAGCGAUGACAAACAGUUAGUGCUUCAGCUUUUAUUCGCUUUGAUUUCACAUUGCUAUCUCCGUCUUUUCCUAAAGCUCAGGUGAAGUGCCUAAUGAUUUGUCUUAUUUCUUUUGGAUUGAGUUGUCGCUGUACUGAUUUAUUAGUUACUUUUAUUGAAUCGUUUAUUUUAGUUUCUGCUACAUAUAGUCAAAUAGUUCUAGGGACUGUGAAGUGUUUGAUGACGAAUUUCUGCAAAUUCAGUCUAUGAACCUCGAUUCUUCUGGCUGAUGUUUGAUUUAUGCAGUUUUAGCAGUAGUUCGAUUUAAAGUGUUUUGCGGCGAUGAAACAAUGGUUGCACAAUGCUGAUUACACUGCUUCUCAUUUUUGAGUUUAUGUAUUUUAUAUUGUCUCCUUGGUUCUUCCUGCAUGGAUCACACCUGCUUAUGGAAUGCCGCGUCAGGAAUCGAAAGAUGGUAUGCUUUUUAUAUGUUUCGAGGGUAGAAAAGAUGAUGUGAAACGAUGUUGCAGCUCGGUUGCUCUUUCCUGCGCCCUGCAGGAAGAAUUCGUGUCACAAGCGUCCGGAUUUUGGGAGUUACAGAGGACCAAGUGGCUGAAUUAUGUUAUACCCCAACACUGCAGUUGCUGUUGUUUAAAACUCUAGCUGCUGUUGUUGUUUCAGUCGCAGGCUGCACAUGUUGGAACCAUAAAGACUUGCAGCAGUUGAAAUUGUCAAUCAUGGGUCCCCUAUCAUUAAUUGUGAAAUUUAAUUUUACACCUAACAAAUGUUCAUCAUGAACCUAAGAAAAGAAUGCGUUGGAGCUAGCAGGGUCCAAAUGAUCAGACAACCAGUCAAGUUGUUGGCAAACCAAACGGAACCCAAUGCAGAAUGGCAAAUUUUCCUCUGAUGUCUAUUGUUACGACUGUAUUUUUAUAUUCUUCUUUCAAUAUCUCUGUGGCUGUUGAUUUCUUAACAGCUUCUCAAAACCUCAGUGAUGGCAACACCUUGGUCUCUGAAAAAGGAUUUUUUGAGCUGGGUUUCUUCAGUCCCGGAAAUUCCAAGAACCGUUACUUGGGAAUUUGGUACAAAAUCAUCCCAAUUUCCACUGUUGUAUGGGUCGCCAACAGAGAAAACCCGCUCAACAAUUCUUCUGGUAUUUUGAGAAUAAAUACCACAGCCAAUUAUAUUGUUCUCACCCAGAACAGUACCAUUGUUUGGUCAACGAAGUCGUUAAAGCAAGUGGGAAAUCCCAGGCUACAGCUCUUGGACAAUGGAAAUUUAGUCCUGAAAGACGGGAACUCAAGGGAGUUUUUGUGGCAAAGCUUCGAUUAUCCAACUGAUACAUUGUUGCCAGGAAUGAAGCUAGGAUGGGAUUUUAAGAACGGCAUAAACAGAAGAUUAUCAGCUUGGAAAAACUCAGACGAUCCAUCUCCUGGAACCUUGAACAUGGAAAUGGAGAAUCAUAGCUACCCAGAACCUGCCAUGUGGAAUGGUACCCAAGAGUUCAUGAGAACUGGACCUUGGAAUGGGAUUCGGUAUAGCUCCAAAUCUAACUCUGGUCUCCCAAUUUUGGUAUACCACUAUGUGAAUAAUAAAAAUGAGCUUUACUUCAGCUACCAGCUGAUUAACAACUCUCUGAUUGGAAGAAUGGUGUUGAACCAAUCAAUGUUCAGGAGAGAGGCCAUAUUGUGGUCAGAAGCUGAGAAAAACUGGAAGGUAUACGCCACGAUGCCGAGGGAUUACUGCGACACAUACAACGUUUGUGGUGCCUAUGGGAGCUGUAACAUUGAGGAUAUGCCUUCUUGUCAAUGUCUAAAAGGGUUUCGGCCAAGGGUCCUGGAGAAAUGGAAUCUCAUGGAUUAUACAGAAGGGUGUGUCAGAAAUAAGCCUCUGAAUUGCUCGGAUAAAGUUGGCUUUGCAAAGUUCCCGGGACUGAAACUACCUGACACCAGAUUGUCCUGGGUUAAUGAAAGCAUGAGUUUAAGUGAAUGCAGGGAAAAAUGCUUGAGAAAUUGUUCUUGUAUGGCGUUUGCCAAUACAGAUAUCAGAGAAUCAGGUAGUGGUUGUGCCAUUUGGCUUGGUGAUCUUAUUGAUAUUAAAGUGGUUCUAAAAGGUGGACAAGACUUGUAUGUUCGAGUACUCGCUUCUGAGUUGGACAAAAAGGAGGCGAGUUCGGUUGUCAUUGGCAUUAUAGUUUCAGCUGCAGUCCUUAUAAUUGCCGGCUUGCUUUUGGUUGGAUUUUACAUUAUUAGAAGCAGGAAAAGCCUUGAAGGUAAGGAAUUAGAAGGGCAAGAGGAAGACUUGGAUCUCCCAUUAUUUGACCUUUCAGCAAUAUCAAAUGCCACAGACAAUUUUUCAAACUGUAACAAGCUCGGAGAAGGUGGCUUUGGUGCAGUAUUUCGGGGUAGACUCACAGAUGGACAAGAAAUUGCUGUAAAGAGGCUUUCCAGCUAUUCAAAACAAGGGGCCAAUGAGUUCAAGAAUGAAGUAAUACUUAUUGCCAAACUUCAGCAUCGGAAUCUAGUAAAACUUUUGGGUUGCUGCAUCCAUGAGAAAGAAAGAAUGCUGAUUUAUGAAUACAUGCCUAAUAAGAGCUUGGACUCCUUCAUAUUUGAUUCUGCUGGAAGGAAUCUUUUAGAUUGGUCGAAGCGAUUCAAUAUCAUAUGCGGAAUAGCUAGGGGGAUUCUUUAUCUUCAUCAAGAUUCUAGAUUAAGGAUUAUACACAGAGAUCUGAAACCCAGCAAUGUCUUGCUUGAUAUUGAUAUGAACCCAAAAAUCUCAGAUUUUGGAAUGGCUAGAACUUUUGGUGGAGAUCAAACUGAAGGAAAUACUAGGAGAGUGGUUGGAACAUAUGGGUAUAUGGCACCAGAGUAUGCAAUCGAUGGACAAUUUUCUAUAAAGUCGGACGUAUUUAGUUUUGGCAUUCUAUUGUUGGAGAUUAUAAGUGGACAGAAAAAUAGAGGAUUUUAUUGCUCGGACCAUACUCUAAACCUUAUUGGACAUGCGUGGAAGCUAUGGAAAGAAGGAAGGCCACUAGAAUUGAUCGACCCAUCCAUUGGAGACUCGUAUGCUCUAUCUGAAGUACUGCGAUGCAUCCAUAUUAGCCUUUUAUGCUUGCAACAACAUCCUGAGGAUAGACCCAUCAUGUCCAAUGUGGUCCUAAUGCUAAGUAGUGAGAGUGCCUUAACGCAACCGAAACAACCGGAAUUUUAUAUGGAAAGGGAUUCAUUUAAAGUAGACUCUCUUUUGAGCAGGAAUGAAUCUUCUACUACUAAUGAAUUAACUACUACCGUCUUGGAGGCUAGAUAAGUUCCUACUUUUCAGAUAUUGUACCUAAUCUUUGUCAAUGUUUUGGAUUCUUCUGAAUUGUUCUCUCUUUUGUAAUUGUAAUUGUGUUUAAUCCAAGUCUUGAACUCUAUAAUAACAAGCCUGUUGCGAUUGCAAUGAGAACGAGGUAAAUUUCCUUGAGCUUUCUUAACGAAAUAAAUUGAUAAUUAAGGUGACUGCAAAUUGUCACUCGAUUAGUCUCAACUGUCAAAGGAACUUCUAUAAUGAAUUUAUGCUUCUUGUGGGGUUGAGGAAACUGAGGAAAUCUAUUUUAAUUUCUAGCUAGUCACUUCAAUUCCUUAGAGGUCGUCAUAUGCUCCAGCAAUUUAACUAUUGACCCUACUUGUGCUGCUGUUGUUUUUUCGGUAUUGUAAUUGGGAAGAGAUGAAAUAAUGUUUGAAGACGAGUUUGAUAACAUUGAGAUGGUUGGACUAGAGUCAGGAUUUGUUAUUUUGGGGUAGAAAUGUCCAAGCUGUAGUUAUUGUUCUCUUGUAUUGCUAGUUUGUGUAGAAGUUGAAGGUUCUUCCUCGUAACUGUUUUCUUUUUGCUUUGCUUACCCCCUUUUUAUCCUCUUACAUCUCAAUUUUUAGUUAUUGGACAAGUGCACCGUUUCUGAUCUUUCUAUUAGACUAUCGACCAAAAUUAUUUGAUCAAAUUUUUUUAAGACUUGAAAUUGUGUCAUCUCUUCUGACCUGAUCAAUGCUAUCCAAUCCCUUUCCCCAGUUAAUUUGUAGUCAGUCCUUUCGGUGUCCUUAUAUCUGCCUAAAAGUAUGCUGCUGUCUAUUUCAUUUUCUUUUCAUGUUUUUUCAUUUCAUAUGAUGAAGCUGUGUUCUUUUUGGACUUCUUGAAAGCUAUUGCACCGAAAAAUGGUAGAAGUUUCUCCAGACUACCUUAUCUUAAAUCCCAUAUCAGUGUUCCAUCAUUUCAAGAUUGAUGUUUACAUUUUUAUGUCAUAUCACUUGUAAUUCUAUCUAAAGAUAAAGAUAUUUAUUUCGUUCCUAUUUAGCAGUCUGACUUGAAAUUCCCAUUCAACAAGUUUAUAAUAGCACGUAUGUGUGAAGGGAUUACUUAGAAAAUUGCACAUAUUGUUGCCAUGUCUUAUCGGUUCCUGUACUGCAUAUAGUACAUUUGUCCCUUUACAUAAACUCGCUUAGUAGUUUGAAUUAUUUUUUGAUCUUUUCUGUACAUAGAAGAGCAUGCUUCAAUUUUUUUUCCUGUUAAUUUUCUGUACUCCACCUUAUUUUAAAAUCUUCAUGCAUUUGCAUUGGAUUAUCAUUUGCUCUGGUCAAGUAGAAGUUAUAUUUCAACCUCGCCUACACUUCUGUCAAGCUAGAUUGUACAAUAGGCGUUAAAGGAAUGUGAUCUCAGCGUCUCACCCGAAGUCUAAUAUCAGCAUGGAUGCAAAGAAGCUUACAUCUCUUCAGUGGUUCAAGUUGAUUGUGCAGGCCUGCGAUAUUGGCUUCUCUGGGGAAUCAAAUCAUAUAAACAGGCUUGAAUAAACCUUGUCUUUUUAUCUGGCCUAACAUGCCUCCAUGCAGCUGAAAAUGGAGAUGCUGCAGGGAUUGAGUAAGACGACUUGAAUUUUUAUUGUUCAUCCGUGAGUCUUUUCCUGGAGAAAGAAAUAUGAAGUUUAAAUUCUAUCUUUAACAUUGGUUGCGCAUGGGAUGGCAAAUGAGAGACAUUCAAGUAAAAGCAAUUGUGUAAGUUUUGUUAUUGGCUUUGCAUUUCUCUUAUUUCUUUCAUUUAUUUGUUUUCUUCUUUUUUCACCUUCAGGUUUUCCUCUAUAUGUAGACGUGAAAUACUAUUAGUGCAAAAGCUUCCAGUGGAAAGUUUCUGGAAGCUUUUUCAUAUGCAUUGUUUUCCAUUCUUACUGGUUUUGGUUUCAUGUUGGGCUGCAUUAAGGCCCAUCCCUCAAGCUGAAACUGUAGUCCUGCUGGUAUCCUUGUUCUUCUGUUUAAUAAUUAAUUCUUAGAAUGAAAUGACAAUUUCGGAUCCAAUACUUUGAGAUCGUUCAGCCUAAUUUUUUUUCUAGAAAGUUGUCCCCUUUGAGGAUUAAAGAAAUUUCUCUUUUCAAUCUCUCAAUUUCUGUUCUCCCUUCGGUUUCUUUAUAAGAGUCACCGAGUAAGACUGCAUAUGCUCUAAUAGUCUAUUUGAUGUCCUGUUUCCGAGCAAGAAUUGAACAGUGACAAUAUUUGCUGCCUAUAAUGAAGUUUCAGUUGCAAGUUGCACAUGUUGGAACUUCAAAUUCUUUUUAAUAUUUAAGCGGCUUCUAGUAUUAUAUGAAUAUUUAUCUUUACCACUGUGAUUUGAAUAUCAGUUUUUACUGCCUUAAAUUACAUUAAAUUUUAAUGAGAUUCUCACAAGACCAAGUGCGCGAGACAAUCCAUGCAGGAGGAAAGUAAAGGUCUGUUGUACAUUUUUCUUCUGCUUUUAUUAUGUUAACUUUAAUUGGAUGAUGCAGCCUUUGAAAGGAUUUAACAUUCAAUGCUAUUAUCAGUUCUUUGACAUUCUAGUAGUGGUUUUUGCACACGUUAAAAAUUCCUGUCUAGGUACUUGUAAUCCUUACCUUCCAUCAGAUGAACGUAUGGACGACUCACUUCACCAAAGAAAGAGCGGUGUGGGGUCAUUUCUAAGUUGUGCUUAGGUGUUCAUGCUGUAAGGACCCACUGGCUAUCCUAUCAAGCGACACGAAGCGAUGGGCUGAAAGGAACCAGAAACAAAUAUUAUAUUAAUUCCAAGCACUAAGCUUAGUGAUGGAAAAUCGUUGCUUUGGAAUCACAAAACCCUUUGUUGUCAUCUUCAUGAUUUUUAAAUCUCUUUUUGGUCCAUCAUGUCAGGUAUUUCCUUUUUAAAUUAAUGUUUAUCCUUUGCUACAUGCUACACCAUAAUCAAAAUGCAUGUUAUAUGCCUCGCCACAAAGUGUUAUCUAAUCGUGGCCUUCAAAAGUAGCCGACCAACAGAAACUCAAAAACUCAUAUUAUUGGUGAUAACAUGUGAUUUGUGUCCUCAAUCGCAGAAACCCAUUGGCUGUAUUUUCCUUUUUUUCCUUUCCUGUCUUUUUUAAUUCUUAUGUAAAUAUUACGAAUCAGGGGCAAUAACUUGCUAAUGGUCUUUUUCUUACCUAAUCAGGAAGUGUUCCUUAAUAGUUGGUCUUCCGUUUGGUCAAUGGAGUCAUCAUUAUAGAUCUGGCUUCCAUUUUCUUAUGUAAGAAACAAUGUCAUAAUAUUGGCAAAAUGUUCCGUAGACACAUCUAAUCCGAACCUCACUUAAAAUAAGAUGUAGUGCUUAGAAGUAACGAUAUCCUGUAAAGUUAGAGAUAAGAUGUUUGAUUAAUGACUCCAUUUGUUGGAUGAACAAGAAGCUGAGUCCAGCUAGAACCCAGUUCUUAACUACAUCAUAUUAUGCUUUUUAUUUAAAGCAAUUUGAUUUGAAAUAAGCUUUUAACUCUAAUAUUCUAUCAUGUUUUUCACUCUUCUUAUAUUGUAGUCUGAUGUGACAACAAUUUGGUCCUAUUAAAUGUAUUCUAGUUUACCUGAAGUUUAAUAUAAUAAUGCCUAAGCUCGACUUUUUCAUUCUGGCUAAAACGGUCCUUGUGGUGCAAAUUAGUGCUUGAUGAUUUGGAUGUUCAGCAUUGAAUAUCAAGUUAUCCUAUCAUAAAAAUGUGUAAUCCCAUUCUUGACAAUAUCUGGAAGCUUAUGUUUCGUUAUUCCCCAGCACAGACGCGUGGAUAACCCCAUGAUUGAAAAGAUUUAAUGUCAAUCAUAAAUCUUUAGGGGUACUUUUGGAAGGGGACUGUGCAUUCGCACAAAAUGUGGUGUUCCAAAUCCGACAUGAUAGGCACACAGUGAAGCAUUCAAAACUUUUUUGUUUCCAAUUUUUUAUAUAGGAGGAAUGGCGGAAAGGGAAAAAAAAGUUUAACAUAGAGCACCUUAUCCCAACUUGUAACAUUUUAAUUUUCAUGGAGGAAGACAGAUGUUUCUAUUAGUUUAUAUAUUUGCUUUCACCAUCUGAUUUCCACCCAUAAAGGGGAAUUUACUUUCUGCAGAAAUUUUGUGACACUGUUUCAUUUUCUUAUCAAGGGGAGGCCGGCCAUCAUUUUCAUUUGUAAUGAUGCUGAUGACGAUCCUGUUGUCGGGGAAAAACAUGCAUGGAAUGAACUACGUGUCGAUAUGAGGGCAAAUUAGCUCCGUGGAAAUGGAGAGAGAUUGGAAAGCAUUGCAGAAAUUAAUCAAUGGCUUAUAAAGGAGGAUCAGGAACACAACACCUGGGAAGAGAUAUAGCUGAAUUUCACCAUAUGCUUCAAUUUUGUUUUGUGUUUCUGCUUUGAACAUGAUUGUUUAAGGUCAUUAGUCUGUUUUGUUUUCUUGCUUUUGCAUUGGAUAAUAAUAAUGAAAGUUGCAUUGAAUUAGCAGGUCAGAAAAAGCUGUGAGAGAGCCUCGAAUCUGCCAUGAAUUGGAAGCUACGCCUUCAAUUCCUAUGGCCCUGCAGUGUCUCUAUAAACUGGAGAAAAUGGCUGUGUGAACCCAUAAUUUUGUGCCCCUUUCCAAGUGGGGAGCUGUGAAUCAAACUGUCUAUGGAAAUAAUAAUUACCAUUCAUAUUAGGCUAAGUUCAACAUUUUGUAUAUAUAAAUUAUAGGUUAAGUAGAUCUCUGGCUUUGUUAUAAAGAUUGUGUUAGAUCUCCUGGUGAUGUUUCGAAAAUUGUAAUCCUCCUUUCGUUA
Momordica charantia (bitter melon) is the source of this 8447-nucleotide messenger RNA. The record is from RefSeq and is a predicted model, not a curated record. NCBI's taxonomy places the organism in Eukaryota, Viridiplantae, Streptophyta, Magnoliopsida, Cucurbitales, Cucurbitaceae.